AUGUCGCACCGAAGGCCCCAUGCUUUCAAGAUAUUGUGCCCGGAGCCGCUAGCCUCGGGCGUGCUCGGGCACCGAGGGAGCACCAAAGACCGCAUCCAGGAUGAGUGCCACUGCCGCCUCGUCAUGAGCAAUCGCGACGAGUUCUACCCUGGCACACGCCUGCGGUUGGUGGUGAUCCAAGCUGAGGAACAGCUCUCGAUCCUCAAGGCCCUAGACAGGGUGCUGGACCUGCUGGCGGAGUGCGCAGAGACCGAGCGUCAGAACCCGAACGGCCGCACUGCUGUGCAAGGCGAGCCCGAUUUCCUGGGCAAGGAGCAUGGGGAGCUGGUUUUGCGUGCCGCGGUGCCGUUCCGAGUCGGUUCCGCCAUCAUCGGGCCCAAAGGGGCCCAUGUGCAAGCGCUGAAAGAGGAGGCUGGCGCUAAGAUCAUCAUCGACAAGGAGCACCAGCAAGGCCACCAGGCCUGUCGCUUGGCUGCGCGGCCCGAGGGCCUCAGGAUAGUGCUGUCCCGCAUCAGUGAUUACAUGGCAGAAGAUGCUGCCCAGAGGCCGAGUGAGUUCGACAGCUGGGCGUCCAUCCGGAACUUCGGCCAGCAGGAGGACGGACACGGCGGUUACGGCCAAAGCCAUAGCCGUGACGGCCAUGGAAGAGACAGCUACUCUCGAAACGGCAGGGAAAGCUAUGGCCGGGAAAGCUACGGCCGGGAAAGCCAUGGCCGUGAAAGCUACGGCCGGGAGGGCUAUGGCCGGGAGGGCUAUGGCCGGGAUGGUGGGAGGGAUGGACACAACAGCUACGGUGGUUCUCCAGCAAGUCACGGGGGUCACGCCCAGGGCCUGAGAGGUCCUGGCGCCACGUCUUGGGACCAGGCUGGUGGCGCCCGGAGUCGCAGUCCAGGCCGCUUUGCAGCAACGAGGGCACACCUGCCUGCAGCUGGGCCCCUGGAGGCCCAGCGGUCCUUUCAAUUGGAGGGUCUGUAA
This is a messenger RNA of Symbiodinium sp. CCMP2592, 975 nucleotides long. The record is from the annotation of a GenBank genome assembly. Lineage: Eukaryota; Dinophyceae; Suessiales; Symbiodiniaceae.